Molecule: messenger RNA, 620 nt
Organism: Pseudopipra pipra
Lineage: Eukaryota; Metazoa; Chordata; Aves; Passeriformes; Pipridae
Gene: HTD2
Product: hydroxyacyl-thioester dehydratase type 2
Exons: 1
Coding region: 1-507 (168 amino acids)
Biological process (GO): fatty acid biosynthetic process
Cellular component (GO): mitochondrion
Molecular function (GO): (3R)-hydroxyacyl-[acyl-carrier-protein] dehydratase activity
Source: RefSeq, a predicted model, not a curated record
AUGUUGCAGCCCUUCAGGCGAGGAAUUUCUGGAGGAAUGUUCCGACGAAGAGGCUUGACAAAGCUAACGUUUAUCAACUCACUGCUUGGACAUCCAGUACUUCAAAGUUUACAUAUAAAAGUUGGAGACAAAGCUGAACUUACCAAAGCUUUUACACAGAAUGAUGUUGUUACUUUUUCCUACUUAACAGGUGACACAAAUCCUUUGCAUUUAAAUGAAGAGUUUGCAAAGAAGUCUAGGUUUGGGAGAACUGUUGUACAUGGAGUUCUGAUCAAUGGACUUAUUUCUGCAGUUCUAGGUACUAAAAUGCCUGGUCAAGGGUGUAUAUUUCUCUCCCAGGAGAUCCGUUUUCCAGCUCCUUUGUAUAUUGGUGAAGAAGUCACAGCUGCAGCAGAAGUGAAACGGCUGAAGGGUUCUAUUGCACACAUUUCAGUAUCAUGUCAGGUCAGAGAAAGUGGGAAGACUGUUAUGGAAGGGAUGGUAAAAGUCGUGGUGCCGGACAGUUAGAGCUGUUCAGCCUGUGCUACUUUACUGUAAAGGCCAGAAAUUCUUGGUUUUGAUUUUGUCUUUUUAUGUGACAUCACUCAAUCCAGUAAAUUUGCAACAAAGAGUGCUUGAAA